Messenger RNA from Oldenlandia corymbosa var. corymbosa, 960 nucleotides. NCBI's taxonomy places the organism in Eukaryota, Viridiplantae, Streptophyta, Magnoliopsida, Gentianales, Rubiaceae. The record is from the annotation of a GenBank genome assembly.
AUGUCUGACUUCGAUUUGCAAGCUCCAGCUGCUUUUGACCCUUUUGCUGAGGCAAAUGCUGAGAACUCGGGUGCUGGGUCAAAGGAUUAUGUGCACAUCCGUGUCCAGCAACGAAAUGGUAGGAAAAGCUUGACGACUGUGCAAGGUCUUAAGAAAGAGUACCGUUCUCAGGUGAGGCAAAGGGAAGCGGUUGUGAGGGGCGGUGCGGCACGCCGGAUGCGGAGAAGACCUGCUGGUGCUUCUUCUUCUGGCGCUAGCUCAUCCUCGGCUGCCGCUGCUGUUGAAGAAAAAGAUGAUGAGAGUGAUAAUGAAGAUGCUGGUGAGAACGGUUACUAUGCUGCUAAAGGUUCGAAGAAAAAGGAAAAGAAAAGGCAAGAGCGUGAAGCUCAGCGGCAGGCUGAUGAGGCAGCCCGUGAGUCUAGACGAACAAAACAAGAUCGCUAUGAAGAGAUGAGGAGGAGGAAGGAUGAGGAACGAGAAGCUCUUGAGCUUAAGCUGGAAGAAGAAGCCAAAGCUCGGAAAGCUAAGGAGGAAGAAGCUGCUGCCCUAGAAUUUGAAAAAUGGAAAGGAGAGUUUUCAAUUGAUGAAGAGGGUACAACAGCAAAUGAAACUGAAGAUGGAAACCAGGAUUUACUUUCAGGUUUUGUGGAUUACAUUAAGAAUCAGAAAUGCAUUCCUUUGGAAGAUCUUGCUGCAGAGUUCAAAUUAAGAACUCAGGAAUGUAUUAAUCGGAUCACUACUCUGGAGGACAUGGGAAGAUUAUCUGGAGUCAUGGAUGAUAGGGGCAAAUACAUAUACAUUUCACAAGAAGAGAUGAAUGCUGUUGCCGAUUAUAUUAAGCACCAAGGUCGAGUCAGUAUCUCACAUUUAGCCAGCAAGUCCAACCAGUUCAUAGAUUUGGAGCCAAAAUCCCAGUUUGUAGCUGACAUGAGUGGUGCAGAUGAAAUAGCGGUUGCUUGA